UCUAACACACCACACAGACGAAAAAUAACAUUUUCACAUAAAUACACAUAUAUUUUUUUUUCCCUUUUUCGUUAGGAUUCAUAUAACAAAUCCCAAAAUUCCCGUACUUGAAUUCGAAAUGGUGGUUCACCUCCAUAGAUGAAUUCGUUCGGAAGCAAAACUCCUUCGGAGAUGUGCUUUGAUGACUCUCUACAGGCACGCCAACGAACCGCCAUUACCGGAGAGAAGAUCAGCUAUCGCCGGCGACCAUGUCGGUCGAGCUCUUCGCAAGGGGAAGAGAUUUCCAUUUCCCACUCCAAGGCUGAAGCUCUCUCGCUGGCUUUUCCUCUUCGCUUUCAUCUUUCUCAUUUACCUCGUCGUCUUCGGCCUAAAAACGCCAUUUUUUGAUAGUAGCUUUGAAGUAAAUGAUUUGGCCCAUAGGGCACAUCCGAUAGAAGAUAAUGAUUUAGUACAGCAAGGAGUUCACCAUCAUAUUUCGGGAUCUGAUUUAGUAGAGCAAGAUGCUCGACAUAAUUUUUCGGGAUCUGAUUUGGUACAGCGAGAAGUUCAACAUACUUUUUCGGGAUAUAAUGUUGGGAGACCACCACUCCCCAAAAGCAAAAGCAGCAAGCGCCGUAGACUGCAUUUGCCUUGCGAAAUUGUCUUUGCGAAAUCAGUUGAGUAUCUUAUUGAACCAAGGGACCUCAUUCACUUUACACAAUUUUCACUAGAAUAUAUAGAGCGAGAAGAAAAGGCUUCUUGGAACAAAGUUUUUGAACCUAGAUUUGGAGGACACCAGACACUUGAGGAAAGAGAACAAUCCUUCCAGGCCAAGAAUCAAACUCUUCAUUGUGGCUUUGUGAAAGGACCACCAGGGUACCCUAGCACUGGAUUUGAUUUAGAUGAGAAGGACAAGGAAUACAUGAAUACCUGUAAGAUUGUAGUUUCUUCAUGCAUCUUUGGCAACUCUGACUUUUUGAGGAGGCCAGCAAGGAAAACAAUAAGUGACUUUUCGAAGAAGCAUGCAUGCUUUAUUAUGUUUGUGGAUGAACAGACACUGUCAAACCUGUCAUCGGAGGGAAGUGUUCCUGAUGAUGGAGGAAAUAUUGGCUUAUGGAGAAUAGUUGUCGUGAGGAAUUUUCCUUACAAGGACAUGCGGAGAACUGGAAAGGUGCCAAAAUUUUUAUCACAUCGACUCUUCCCUUCAUCCAGGUAUUCAAUUUGGCUUGACAGCAAGAUGCGGCUUCAGAAUGAUCCAAUGCGUAUUCUUGAAUACUUCUUAUGGAGGACAAAAUCCGAAUAUGCCAUAUCGAACCAUUAUGAUCGCCACUGUGUGUGGGAGGAGGUACUCCAAAAUAAGCGCCUAAAUAAGUACAACCACACGGCCAUUGAUGAGCAGUUCAUUUUUUACCAGUCUAAUGGCCUCACGAAGUUUGACCCAUCAAACCCAAAUAAUCCCCUUCCAAGCAAUGUUCCUGAAGGUUCCUUCAUAGUUCGGGCACAUACACCAAUGUCAAACCUAUUCUCCUGCCUUUGGUUUAAUGAAGUUGACCGAUUCACCUCUCGUGAUCAACUAAGUUUUGCAUACACUUUCCUGAAGUUGAAGAGAAUGAACCCAGAUAAACCGUUCUACCUUAAUAUGUUUAAGGACUGUGAGCGCAGAGCACUAGCAAAGUUAUUCCAACACAGGGUAUUGCCACCUCCUCCAGCUGCUUCGUGAUCAAUUGAAAUUCUUCACACCAUUUUUCUGACAUUUCAAUUUUCAACUAAACGAGGAAUCCUCGAUUGCUACAUCAAAAAAGGAAAUGGAAGUAGAACCAGUCCAUCUCGGAUGAGCUUUAUGGGAUUUUUCAGAAUAGGCUCUUUCAAAGUUGGUUCGGUAGAUUACUUUGCCGUUGCUGCUAAGGGAAAGGCUGUAGAUUUUUUUGCAUCGUGGUAUGUAGCACAGAGAGAGAGAGAGAGAGAGAGAGAGAGAAACAAAUCGCAGACUGUUUAUACAUUAUGACAAGGUCCACAACUAUUGCUUGUUCUUGAAAGCUUACAAAAGUGGAGGACAAGUCAAGUUUGUUGUUCAGUAUUCUCAUAGUCACUAGGUCUCUUUUAUUAUUAUUAUUAUUAAAUUGCAUGAUCUCCAGUUAUAGAAAGUUCAUGUAAAUGGGACGUACGCGUUGAUAAUAGAAAAGCCAGUGUAUAUUUAUAGAAAACCGGCUCUGAAAGAACGGGUGAAGAAG
Molecule: messenger RNA, 2210 nt
Organism: Morus notabilis
Lineage: Eukaryota; Viridiplantae; Streptophyta; Magnoliopsida; Rosales; Moraceae
Exons: 8
Coding region: 182-1699 (505 amino acids)
Source: RefSeq, a predicted model, not a curated record